Molecule: messenger RNA, 1841 nt
Organism: Charadrius vociferus (killdeer)
Lineage: Eukaryota; Metazoa; Chordata; Aves; Charadriiformes; Charadriidae
Gene: ATG4B
Product: autophagy related 4B, cysteine peptidase
Exons: 13
Coding region: 1-1203 (400 amino acids)
Molecular function (GO): protein-phosphatidylethanolamide deconjugating activity
Source: RefSeq, a predicted model, not a curated record
AUGGCCCGGGCGGGGCUGCCCGGGAAGCGAGCUACUCUUACCUAUGACACUCUCAGGUUCGAGUAUGAAGACUUCCCUGAGACCAAAGAACCCGUUUGGAUCCUCGGCCGGAAAUACAGUGUUUUUACAGAGAAAGAAGAGAUCCUGUUGGAUGUGACCUCUCGGCUUUGGUUCACCUACAGAAAGAACUUCCCUGCUAUCGGAGGAACCGGUCCCACAUCUGAUACUGGCUGGGGCUGUAUGUUGCGGUGUGGCCAGAUGAUCUUUGCUCAGGCCUUGGUCUGCAGGCAUUUGGGAAGAGACUGGAGGUGGAUAAAAGGGAAGAGGCAGAUGGAUAAUUACUUCAAUGUUCUUAAUGCCUUCAUUGACAAAAAAGACAGCUACUACUCCAUUCACCAGAUAGCCCAGAUGGGAGUUGGAGAGGGAAAAUCCAUAGGUCAGUGGUAUGGACCAAACACAGUCGCACAAGUGCUCAAAAAACUUGCAACUUUUGAUACAUGGAGUUCACUGGCAGUCCAUAUAGCCAUGGACAACACAGUAGUGAUGGAAGAAAUCCGGCGGUUGUGCCAGUCCAACUUCCCGUGUGCUGGAGCUGCAGCAUGCCCUGCUGUGGAGGCAGACGUACUCUGUAACGGGUACCCAGAGGAAGCGGGGGUUAGAGAUAGGCUCUCACUGUGGAAACCAUUGGUGCUGCUGAUACCUCUCCGCCUUGGGCUCACAGAGAUCAAUGAAGCCUAUAUUGAAACACUAAAGCACUGCUUCAUGAUGCCCCAGUCCCUGGGAGUGAUCGGAGGGAAACCAAACAGUGCUCACUACUUCAUUGGCUAUGUAGGUGAGGAACUCAUUUACCUGGAUCCCCACACUACGCAACCUGCAGUGGAGCCCAACGACAGCGGCUGUCUCCCUGAUGAAAGCUUCCACUGCCAGCACCCUCCCUGCAGAAUGAGCAUUGCCGAGCUCGACCCCUCCAUUGCAGUGGGCUUUUUCUGCAACACAGAGGAGGACUUUAACGAUUGGUGCCAGCAAAUCAAAAAGCUGUCCCUGGUAAGAGGAGCGCUGCCAAUGUUCGAACUGGUCGAACGCCAGCCAUCGCAUUUCUCCAACCCUGACGUCCUGAAUCUUACACCAGACUCCUCCGACGCAGACAGAUUGGAAAGGUUCUUUGACUCAGAAGAUGAAGACUUCGAAAUCCUAUCCCUUUGAAAACAAAUAAGAAACUGACUCUGCAAAUUUGUGUUAUGUGUGGGGAGAAGGGGGGGGAGGGAAGCUCCUUCGAGAGCCUGGGGCUACCGGUUUUCAUAGGUGCUUGCUGCCAUCCCCGCCUCUUGUCCAUCCUGGCAUUCUGUGCAGCCUCUGAGCGGAGCGUGCAUUGUCUGCGGUGGGAUGAAGAACCAAGUGGGUGUUACAGCCUUACUGGCUGGCAGUUGGAAUUUCUCAGCAGAAAACAGUCGCUGGAAGUGGUGCUUAGGAGUUCAAAGCCUAUCUGGUACAUCAGCAGGUCAGUUGGCCUUCCGGGGGAGGCAUAGAAAUCGUUAGAGCGCUCAAUCCUUACCUGAGGAGUCCCCUCUGAAGCUUAAAUAGAGCCACCCGUCAUUUAGCAGGUGCAAUGUACAGUUAAUUCCUUUAGCAGCUUCUCUUCUCACUGGCCAACUUGGACUGCAGCUCACAACGCAAAUGAACAGCAGACGAGACAGCUGUGAAGCCCCGGGAGCGCAGGUGGCCGGGCUUCCUACAGUACAACUCCUGUUCAUGCUUUGCAGGACGCAGCGCGUCCCGGCAGGUGUAGUACGCCUCUCCUGCUCACAUCCUACGAAAAGGAAGUUGAGGGAACUUAGAAGUGA